Molecule: messenger RNA, 2661 nt
Organism: Lampris incognitus (smalleye Pacific opah)
Lineage: Eukaryota; Metazoa; Chordata; Actinopteri; Lampriformes; Lampridae
Gene: pdia8
Product: protein disulfide isomerase family A, member 8
Exons: 15
Coding region: 72-1559 (495 amino acids)
Biological process (GO): response to endoplasmic reticulum stress; protein folding
Cellular component (GO): endoplasmic reticulum; cell surface
Molecular function (GO): protein disulfide isomerase activity
Source: RefSeq, a predicted model, not a curated record
UUGGUCGUCACGUUACCGACAUCGGCCGGUCGGGAUUUCUUUCGGGUUCCGGACGUCUGGUGGUUCCCGGCAUGAGCUCCGUCCUGUCGCCGCUCCGCACGCUGACGCUGCUGUGCGUCUGCGCGGCGGCGGCGGCGCUCUCCUCCCGCGGGGACGUGCUGGAGCUCAGGGACGCGGAGUUCGACUACCUGGCCGCGGAGCACGAGACCAUGCUGGUGACGUUCUAUGCGCCCUGGUGUGGUCAUUGUAAGAAGCUGGCUCCAGAUUUCGAGAAGGCGGCGACGCGCUUGAAGGGGACAGUGCAGCUGGCUAAGGUGGACUGUACAGCCAACGCAGAGACCUGUGUGCGUUUUGGGGCGUCAGUAUAUCCCACGCUGAAGAUCUUCAGAAACGGAGAGGAUUCUGGAUCCUAUGAUGGACCACGCACUGCUGAUGGCAUUGUCCAUUAUAUGAAGAAGCAGACGGGCCCAAACUCGGUGCCGCUGAAGAAUGAGGAAGACCUAAAUGCCUUCACUGAAAACUUUGAUGCCAGUAUUGUAGGGUUUUUCUCUGGCCCUGACAGCCCUCGGUUGGCAGAGUUUCUGAAGGCGGCGAGCAUCCUGAGAGAGCAGUUCAGAUUCGCCCACACACACAUCUUCAGCCUGGGCCUCCCGCACGGCGUGGACACUGAGAGUGUGUUACUGUUUAGACCUCCCAGGCUGGCCAGUAAAUUUGAGGAGAGUGUUGUUCGCUUCAGUGACCACCUGACUAUAGGAUCACUACGUCGUUUCAUCAGGGAUCACAUUUAUGGCCUGUGUCCUCAUCUUACUGCGGAGAACAAGGACAGGUUGCGAGUUCGAGACCUGCUGACAGCAUACUACGACCUGGACUACAUCCACAACCCCAGAGGGUCCAACUACUGGAGAAACAGAGUGAUGAAGGUGGCAUCCCAGUACGGGUCGCGAGGCCUAAGUUUUGCUGUAGCUAAUAAGAAGGACUUCCUGUCUGAGCUGGAGGAAGACUUUGGUUUGGGGACGUCAGAUGGAGGGGGGCUUCCCUUCAUCACCAUCCGAACCCGCCUGGGACACAAAUACACAAUGAGGGAGGAGUUCACGAAGGAUGGUAAGUCUUUGGAGAGGUUUUUGGAAGACUACUUUGCAGGUCGACUCAAACGCUACAUCAAGUCUGAACCCAUCCCUGAGAGGAACAAUGCGCCUGUGAAGGUAGUUGUAGCUGAAUCAUUUGAGGACAUUGUGAAUGACCCAGAGAAAGAUGUUUUGAUUGAGUUCUACUCCCCCUGGUGUCCACACUGCAAAAAACUAGAGCCUGUUUACAGAGACCUGGCUGAGAAGCUCUACGCUGACACCAACAUCAUCAUCGCUAAGAUGGAUGCAACUGCUAACGACAUUCCACUGGGCUAUGAUGUGCAGGGGUACCCAACCAUCUACUUUGUGCCAGCAGGCCAGAAAGACCAGCCCACACGAUAUGAGGGCAGUCGAGAGCUGAAACACAUCCUGCGGUUCAUAAAGCGAGAGGCAACUCGUGGAUUAGUUCUGAGUGGAGUGAAGGCAGAGCUCUGAAAGCUCUGAAAGCUCUUCAUCCGUGGGUCAGAUCCUGACCGGCCCGUCUUUUCUCAACCUAGGUUGUGGACAGGAAGGAGAAGAAGAAGAAUGAGGAGGAAAACUGAGGUUUGAACUGUGUCAUCACAUGGCUGGACUCAUCCAGUUUCUUCUCUCUUCACUUCCUGUUUGUUCCUCCACCUGCAAACUGAUGGCAUGGCUUUCUUUUGUCUCGGUACGAUCAUGUCUCGACCUGGUUCCCUGUGAUGAAGACGCCCGUCCUCCCUUCUUCCACCGUAUCCUUCUGCAGCGGGAGGUUUUGGGAAAUGGAAUUUGAAACCACUGCUUGAAUUCCAACUUUGGGAACGUCACAGAACAAAUUAUCAGAUAUCAAACAAAAGGAAACUUCUUCUCAGAAAGGAGGCAAGAACAAUUCUCCCCCUUGUUAGAGAACCACAGGACCCGUCAAACCAACGGUCAACAUUAUAACCGAGAAAGCAUGAAACCUGGACUCAGACUAACAGGAUACCAACACAGGGCUGGAGCCCAUUCAACAAGCUAACAGCGCCAGAAUGCAAAUACAAGUUUGUUCUUAAGCGACACUGCCUCCAAAUGAAUCCCUGUUUAGUCUAUAGUGUAAAACAGACUAAUAAUGCUAAUAAUAGCCUUGGAAACACAUGUCAUGUAUUCAUCAUGUAGUGUCGAUGAUGAUGAUGAGCAGAAGGUGAAGACUAUUAUUAUUAUGCUAUUUAUCUAAUGGGCUCUAGUUUUAUGUGCAGAAAUGAGUUGUUUUGUAAGACUGACGGCUCAAUCACUUGCAGUGAUUUAUGAUACAAUAAUUUGUUGCCUGACAAUUUGUUCGUCUGUCCACAGCAGCAAAGCAUUUCUGAAUAUUCUGUAAAAAGCUGGCAGAUGUACAACAUGUUGGUUUUAAAGAUCUGAACUCUGUCUUUCUCUCUAUACCAUAUUAUUGACUAAUUCUGGGACUUUUGUCUUGUUAUUGUAAGGUUACAAGGGAAGAAAAUGUGUCACAUUUGUCUCUUAUUGAAGACCAGGAGACAUCUUUUCCUUUUGAGCACAUGAGAAGAGCCUCUAAUUAUUUAUUAAAAUGAUGUGGCAUACA